Molecule: messenger RNA, 3986 nt
Organism: Aegilops tauschii subsp. strangulata
Lineage: Eukaryota; Viridiplantae; Streptophyta; Magnoliopsida; Poales; Poaceae
Product: disease resistance protein RGA5
Biological process (GO): defense response to other organism
Molecular function (GO): ADP binding
Source: RefSeq, a predicted model, not a curated record
UACUCACCCGUAACAACACCCCAUUCCGAACAUGACAUGAACAAAUGCAUGAUCACUUGCCCUUUUCAUUGUAUGGAUUAAAUUUACAUGCAAGCCGUGUUUAAAUAAAAGACAUGUGGAAUCUUGAACUUGCGCUUUUGUAGGCAAAGACCAUAUUUGUUUCAGCCGUAGCUACAAAUACUUAGAGUAUAGAUCAUUUUUUUAAAUUAAAAGCGUGUGGUAUUUUUUUUCUCCCGUUGCAACGCACGGGCCCUUUUGCUAGUGUCUAAUUAACUAAACAAAUAGAGUAGUAAUCCUGUUAGUAGGUGGUAACAGGCCAUCGGAGAAAAACACAUGGCUGUCCUCCGCGGUUGGUGGGCGAUGACAUGGAAUUUUAGUACUUAAUGCUGCAACUUGCUUUUGGUGACACCAAUUUUAAACUUCAAAAGACGACGGGGUCUCUUCAAAUCCCCGUUUAAUUUACUCCGUGUACUAGCGUGUCCUUGCCCCUGGGUACUAGCCCCCCACCAUCCAAAUGCUGAUGGAUGAUAAUCAUGUUCGGCAUCACUAAUAUCUUUUUUUUGCGGCAUCACUAAUAUCAUCCUGCCGAGCCAGUUAGUAUGGUCUAUAUAUAGGUACAGGCCACAGAAGCAUACCCAUACCAAGCAAAGAGAGCUUCUUGGUAAAGAAAGGAAAAAAAUUGAAGGAGAAAGAAAGAAAGAAGCUUUAGCUAUUAGCAAAAGAUAGAGAAGAAAGUGAGAGUCGAGCAUGGAGUUUGCCACGGGGGCCAUGGGCACCCUCCUCCCCAGGCUUGCGGGGAUGCUCAUGGAGGAGUACAAUCUGAAGGAGAGUGUGAAGAACGGGAUUAGAGAUCUCAAGGCUGAGCUCGAGAGCAUGGAAGCUGCCCUUGUCAAGGUAUCCAGUAUACCGUUGGAUCAACUUGACCCACAAGUCAAUAUUUGGGCAAAUGAGGUCAGGGAAUUAUCCUAUGCCAUCGAGGACAGCCUUGACACCUUCGUGACACGCGUCGAUGGUAUUGAGCCAACCAAGCCCAAAAUCAAGCACCUACUGAAGAAGGCCCGCAACGAGUUCAACAAGUUCAAGGCACGCCAUGAAAUAGCCAGUGACAUCAAAAACAUUGAGAGCCAAGUUAGGAAGAUCAAGGAAAGGCGCGACAGGUACAAGAUCGACCAUGUUGUUGCAAUUCCGGCUACAACUACACCUGAUCCUCGCAUCUUGGCUCUAUACGAGAAAAAAUCUGACCUUGUCGGUAUUGAUAAGGCAAUUAGUGAGCUAGUGAAGGUCUUGUCAGAGGGGGUUGACAUUCCUGGAAGAAAUCUCAAGAUUGUCUCCAUUGUUGGAAUUGGAGGAUUGGGCAAGACAACUCUUGCAAAAGCAUUGUAUGAUGAGCUCAAUCAAACUUACAAGUGUCAUGCUUUUGUUCCAGUGGGUCAGAAGCCAGACACGAAGAAAGUUUUGAGGGACAUCCUCCUUGAACUUGACAUAGAGUUGUACAGAGAUGCAUCAACAAUGGAUGAAAGGCAAUUGAUCGACCAACUGCGAAAAUUCCUUGCAGGCAAGAGGUACUUUAUUGUUAUUGAUGACAUAUGGGAUAUGCAGACAUGGGAAAUUAUUAAUUGUGCUUUUGUGGAUAGUCAUUUGGAAAGUACAUUAAUCAUAACUACUCGUAUUGUUGAUGUUGCCAAAAAUGUUGGUGGUAUCUACCACAUGGAACCACUUUCAGAUGAUUACUCCAAAAUGUUAUUUGAUACAAGAACAUAUGGUAGUGAAGGACCUGCUGAAGUGACUACCAAAAUUUUGAAGAAAUGUGGUGGUGUGCCAUUAGCUAUUAUUACAAUAGCUAGCUUGUUUGUUGGUAAACACAGUGAGGACUGGUCUAAGGUAUAUAACACCAUUGGUUUUGUGCAUCAAGGCAAUGACAAUGUUAAUAACACAAAAAAAAUAUUAUCUUUUAGCUAUUAUGAUCUCUCAUUUGAUCUGAAGACAUGUUUAUUGUAUCUAAGUAUGUUUCCUGAAGAUAGCUUUAUCGACAAAAAUUCACUGAUAUGGUUGUGGGUCUCAGAAGGGUUUGUCCCUGAUAGUGAGGUAGGAGAGAACAAUUUCAACAAGCUUGUGAACAAAAGCAUGAUCGAAUGGAUGGAACCUAAAGAAUAUUGGGUUGCCGGUUUUUUAGGGGGAUACGGGAGGCAUCAAUCCCGCAAUGGUUGCCGUGUCCACGACAUGGUGCUCGAUCUCAUCCGCACCAUAUCAAGUGAUGUAAAUUUUGUCACAGUACCUGAGAUAGAGCAGCAUGGCACAUCGUCGGCAGGCAAACAAAACAAUAGGGUUCGCAGAUUAGCACUUCAUGGAGGAAGUGUGGAACACAUCUCUAGCAUUGAAAUAGAACAUGUGAGGUCAUUUAUUGCUACCUCGUGUAGUGAUAGUAGGAUAUUCCCUCUUUGGGGCUUUAAAGUAUUACGUGUGCUAGUUAUGCAGAGUUGUGAAUUUCCAGAAGAUUGUAGUCUCGAGCAUCUUGGGAAGUUAGUUCAUCUGAGGUACCUAUUGCUGGCAAAUACUUGUAACAUACUCCCGGAAGGAAUAGGGCAUGAUCUGAAGUUUCUUGAAGUAUUGGACUUAAGGAGAGGUUUGAGGAGUGACUUGCCACCAUCUGUUGGUGAGCUAAGAAAUUUGAGGUGCUUGCAGACCGACAUGCAUACCAAGAUGAAGGGUGAGAUAGGGAAACUGACAUCUCUUGAAGAGCUACAGCUAUAUAAAGUGAACAAGUGCCCAAACUUCUGGACAGAUGUGGGUAACCUAAUAAAGUUGAGGGUGCUCGAGAUCCAUUUUAAAAGAAUGGAUGAGACCACAGGUAAUGCCCUGCUGAAGUCUCUAUGCAAGCUGUGCAAGAUCCAGAGCCUGAAGGUCGUGGGUGAAGGUAGACAUGAAAAUAAAUAUCUGGUUCUAAAGGAUAGUAGUUUGGAAAGCAUGGCACCCAGCCCAAAGUUAUGCUUAUUAUCUCUGGAAGGAAUGCUUGUACCCACGAUGCCAUCGUGGAUCAAUUAUUUGCAUGUUCCACUCCUCUAUCACCUGUGCUUGAAAGUGCAGGUGGUUGAAGCUCGGGGUAUUCAACUCCUCGGAAAGUUGCCAUUGCUCAUCAACCUCAUUCUUGAGAUUGAGGACAAAAGGUGUGUAACAUAUACUUUUGGAAAUGACGAGUUUCACAAGCUGGAAAAGUUGGAGACGACUAUAGAGAUCGGUACUGGAGAAGGAGCAUUGCCUAUGCUUAAAAUAUUGUCAUACGGUAUAAGCUCUCUAAGAGAGAACAUGGAAAGCUUGGUGUCGUGGAAUACUAGUUGUCCUUUGCUGGAGGGUGUCACAUGUCGGCUUGACUGCUCUAAGAGGAGCCACCGGGAAGUUUCUGCAAUUAGAGAAACACUUUAUGAGGCCGCUACAGCACAUCCCAACUAUGACCAUCUCCGCCAGUUUCACAUACAAGAGGAGAACCGCAUCAGCUGGGAGGAAAAUGGUUUGAUUGAUAAACUCGGGUGGAUCCUCAGCAUCCCCGACGACGAAAUCCAUAGAGAAUAUGACGAAAGAAGGAUGCGUAAGUUUAUUAUAAAACUCGAGACACGCCUACGUGACGCUGCCGAACCUGGAAUCGGGAGGUAUGGCGAACAAGAGGUACGUGACAUUGUUGCCAAAUUCAAGAGUCGCUUGUUACCUGACUCUGCAGGUACCAACCAAGAAGAGCCGGAUAAUGGUGACGCCACAAGCAGUGCAGAUCAGCAACCUGCGGUGGGCCAACCUUGAAUCACAUUAUCUCUCGUGCUUCAACCAUGACAUAUAUCAGGGAUGGUGGGAUCUUAAAUCCUUCUACAGUCUUUUCAGAUCACCACUUGGAAGGCAAAGUAUAACUCUGCAUUUGUUGAGUUUAAUUCGUCCGCCGGUGCCAAGAAAAACAUAAAAGAGAAAUGGUGUCUCCUUUAGCAUUGGACUGGGUUGAAAAA